AUGGCCUACGCCUUCUUGUCCCUUCUCUCAUCUUUCUCACUCGCCUGGUUACUCGGCCAUGAACUCCGCAUCUCAAGAAUAGGCAUUUUCUCCAUCUCAAGCCCCCGCUAUCGCAAUCGUCGCACUGGCCUCGCCAUCUCCUGCGCGCGCGUGCAGAUCGCCUUCCAUAUCCCCACACGCACCAACCCGCGCUGGGCGACAUUCGAAGCCUUCGAGUACGAGUACAAAGACGCAGCGUGCCACGUCGCCGUCUCCAAGACCACCGCCGUCCUCUGGCUCCUGCCCGUCUACUUCGGCUUCACGAGCUACCCGCUCGUCUCGACCGAGCUCGAGAACUUCCGCCUCCGCAUCUUCACCUCCAGGGAGACGCCCGAGUGGGUCCGACAGCUGCGCGCCAACCUCGUCGCGUCCAUCCUCCAGGGCGAGAUCAUCCGCCUCGACGACUUCUUCGUCAAGAUGGAGUUUGCUCCGUUCACGGGGACGACGUACCCGUCGGACGGGGAGAUCGUGCGGCCUGAUGGGACGCAUGGGGACGAGCUCGACGAUGUUCGCGUGUCCGCCAUUCUGGACGAAUAUUGGACGAAGAACUGGGCGGAGCGGCUGUACACGUUCGCCAGCAUCGAAGCGCAGUUUCGGAGGAGCUGGCUGGCAGAAAGGGGGUCGUACGUCAUGAUAGCAAAAGGGCUAAAGUGGACCAAGAUGUUGACUGGAGAUGAGAGGGAGAAGCGGGUGCAUACCUCGUCAUGGAGACAGCUAUACGAAUCACUGACCUAUCUACCUCGGAAUAUUGCAACCAUCUUCACGGAUCCCAUGCACAACUUAGACAUCUCCGUGCCGCGUCUCGACGUUACUUUUGAUGAUUUUAGGAUCCGCGACGCCGAACUGCUGCGUCAGGCCCUCACAUUAGUGGGCAUCAAAUUCCGUGACGCUGGGAUAUCCACCUCAUCUUUCAUGUUGGAUGCCGCUGCUUCUAUACUGUUCCCUAGCGAUAGAGACUUGUCUCGCGUGGUGCAGGACGAAAAUUUCGAAUAAU
Coniophora puteana RWD-64-598 SS2 is the source of this 1033-nucleotide messenger RNA. RefSeq lists its product as uncharacterized. The record is from RefSeq and is a predicted model, not a curated record. Lineage: Eukaryota; Fungi; Basidiomycota; Agaricomycetes; Boletales; Coniophoraceae. The transcript has 2 exons. The coding region runs from base 1 to 1032 and encodes 343 amino acids.